AUGGUUUAUUUUGCUCUCUUUGCUGUUUUCCACGAAGUCUUAAGGGGCCUGAGAGAAAGGGGAGCAUGUUCCAGUGCAGAAUCAGAAGCCACCUCCUUGCAAUGGCAGAUUGAUGCCCAUCCACACAAUGCAAAGUUCUUGCUCGAUUAUGAUCUCAGCCAAAAUCAAAAAUACUUUUAUACUGCCCUGCGUUACCUAAAUUCCAGAUCGAUAAGCAUACAUGCAACGCAAGAUUCUUGCUUGAUCAUGACCUCAGUCAUUUUAUUUAUUUUAAAAUAUUUCUAUGCCACCAUUCAUUAUUUAAAUCUGGAGCAGUUCACACUGCACCGCUGUCACUCAUCUACAUCUACAUCUUCUGUUCUGUGUGAAGUUAAAACCUUACAAGUAUCAGCCUAUAUUCAUUAA
Molecule: messenger RNA, 405 nt
Organism: Podarcis lilfordi (Lilford's wall lizard)
Lineage: Eukaryota; Metazoa; Chordata; Lepidosauria; Squamata; Lacertidae
Source: the annotation of a GenBank genome assembly